GUCGGACUACUUCCGUAACUUUGUGGACUCUUGUCUUCAAAAGAUCCCUCAGGACAGGCCUACCUCAGAUGUGCUGCUCAAUCACCAUUUCCUAUGCCGAGAGCGCCCCCAUUCUGUAGUGAUGGAUCUGAUCACGCGCACCAAAGACGCUGUGCGAGAGCUGGACAACCUGCAGUACAGGAAGAUGAAGAAGAUCCUGUUUCAGGAAACUCACAAUGGCCCCACACAGGAAGGAGGAGAGGAGGAAGAGGAAGCAGAGCAGUACCUCUUGCAGACGGGCACGGUGAACAGUAUGGAGAGCUCUCAGUCUGUGCCCUCUAUGUCCAUCAGCGCCAGCUCCCAGAGCUCCUCAGUCAACAGCCUGGCCGAUGGCUCCGACGACAGUGCUGAGAUGGCCAUGAUGCAGGAGGGAGAGCAGACAGUCAUGUCUAACAGCUCCAUCAUUCACCGCCCCACUGCACGUGAUAAUAUUUACGAUGACCCAUAUCAGCCAGAGAUGGAGUCUCCACAGCAGGCAUCCUCGGCCGCUCGGAGGAGGGUGCACAGGAACAGAGACCAUUUCGCCACCAUCCGCACAGCCUCUCUUGUGACGCGUCAGAUUCAGGAGCAUGAACAGGGCUCAGCUCUGAGGGAGCAGAUGUCCGGAUACAAGCGCAUGAGGAGGCAGCACCAGAAACAACUGCUGGCUCUGGAGAACAAACUCAAGUCUGAGAUGGAUGAACAUCAGCUCAGACUGGACAAAGAGCUGGAGACCCAGAGAAACAACUUUAGCAGUGAAGCCGACAAGUUGAGUAAGAAACAUCAGGCUAUCCUGGAAAAAGAGAUUAAAGCUGCACAGGCGGAAGAGAAAAAAUUUCAACAGCACAUAUUGAACCAGCAGAAGAAAGAACUCAACAGCCUGCUGGAUUCCCAGAAACGCCAGUACAGGCAACGCAAGGAGCAGCUCAAGGAGGAGCUGAGUGAGAACCAGUCCACGCCGAAGCGAGAGAAGCAGGAAUGGUUGGUGAGGCAGAAAGAGUGUCUGCAGCAGAUCCAGGCUGAGGAAGAGGCUUCGUUAUUACGGCGACAGAGGCAGUAUUAUGAGCUGCAGUGCCGACAAUAUAAGAGAAAGAUGCUGCUCGCGAGACACAAUCUAGAGCAGGACCUGCUCAGAGAGGACUUGAAUAAACGUCAGACUCAGAAGGAUCUCGAGUGUGCCAUGUUGUUGAGACAUCACGAGUCCACUCAAGAGUUGGAGUUCAGGCAGCUGGGGCUGGUCCAGCACACUCGGGCCGACCUGAUCCGAACGCAGCACCAGAGCGAACUGGCCAACCAGAUGGAGUAUAAUAAGCGGCGUGAGCAGGAACUCCGUCAGAAACACGCUGUGGAGGUCCGCCAGCAACCCAAGAGCUUAAAGACGAAAGAGCUCCAGAUCAAACGUCAGUUCCAAGACACCUGUAAGAUUCAGACACGACAAUACAAAGCCUUGCGCAACCACCUGCUGGAGACCACGCCCAGAUCAGAGCAUAAAACCGUACUGAAGAGACUCAAAGAGGAGCAAACACGUAAACUGGCCAUCUUGGCCGAGCAGUACGACCAUUCCAUCAAAGACAUGCUGUCCACACAGGCUUUGCGAUUGGAUGAGACUCAGGAGGACGAGUAUCGAGCGCUGCGCAUGCAGCUGCAGCAGGAAUUGGAGCUGCUGAACGCCUAUCAGAGCAAAAUAAAGAUGCACACAGACACGCAACACGAGAGAGAGGUCAAAGACCUGGAGCAGAGAGUGUCUAUACGGAGAGCUCUCCUUGAGCAGAGGAUCGAGGAGGAGAUGUUGUCUCUGCAGAAUGAGCGUUCUGAGCGAAUCCGGGCUCUGCUCGAACACCAAGCUCGAGAAAUUGAGUCCUUUGACUCGGAAAGCAUGCGCCUGGGCUUUAGUAACAUGGCUUUGAGCGGCAUCCCUGCUGAGGCUUACAAUCAGGGUUACCCCAACCCUCCCUCAUCCGGACCCGGGGGCUGGCCGUCCCGUCCCGUGCCCCGCUCAGGCAGCCAGUGGAGCCAUGGCAUCCAAAACUCAGCGGCGCCGCCCUCUUGGCGCAGUCAAAACAGCACAGCCGGCUUCAGCCAAGGGGAGCAUAUCUCCAGCCGAGAGAGGGAUUUAGACGGCAUGGGUGCCCGUGGCUUUCCAAGCUCUCGCUCCUCCGCCUCGUCAGCAUCGUCUUCGUCCUCGCACCAUCACCUCCACUACGUGCCGCAGCAGUACCACCACCAGAGCACGCCACACCUGUACCGCGACAGCCGAGAGAGAGAGUGGGGAGGAGGCAGGGGAGGAGGAGGCCACCACCACUCAUCUUCAUCCUCCUCUCAUGGCCACUCGCAUCACAUUUCUUCCCAUGCCUCUUCCCAGUCCAUUGCUCUCCUCCCUCCACCACCUCCUCCUCCGCCCAUCUCCUUUUCCUCAUCUUCUCCUCCAUCCUCCUCCUCCUCUUCUUCCUCUCAGAGUGGCUAUGGAGGAAGGGGCGAGAGCUUGGCUGUGAGGGGCCCCAGCCUGAUGGCUUUGAGAAACAGUCCAGGGCCACUUCGGAGAACAGCCUCGGGCGGAGGUGCUGGCGGGUCGGGCGCAGAUGGAGCUUUGAGCCGAAGUACGUCGGUGACAUCGCACAUCUCCAAUGGAUCCCAUCUCUCCUACUCGUAGAGGGUCAGGCAGGAAGUUCAGAUGGUGCAGGUGAAUGUUUUGAGGAGAAAAGGCCUUCACGUAGCUCAUUUAGGAGUCCAACUGGGAGGCAGAGUGGAGAAACAGUAUUUAGAAGGGCGCACCUUUACUUAAAAGAAGAUAGAUCUCAGGGUUUUGGGAUGCGGGAGGGCUCAGGGUUUAGACCAGGAACAGGAGAGACGAGAGAUGUACUGUAACAGGAGCAGAAAGCUAUGCUGUUGAGUGUGUGGGAGGGAAGAGAUGAAAAUAACAUAAGUGGUGCCAAUACUGUAGAUUGGGCUCAUCCUCAGCCGGUUCAUUUUAGUUUAGUUUUAUUUUUAAACCGUCAGACAGAACCAUUGAAUUCUGCUUUCAUGUCCAGGUUUUUUCUUGCACAUCUAGGUUUAAGUUUUAAGAUUUGAACUUUAAAAGACUUUUCCAAGAUAUUAUCUAAUGCUUAAUCCUGGAUCAUAUUAAGCUGAAUUCGUUUAGUGCAAUUCAAUUAAAGACUGGGGUUUAUUUUUAAAGGAAUAGUUUGCCAAAAAUGAAAAAUCUGUCAUUUAUCUCACUCUCACGUUGUUACAAGCCCUACAUAUUGUUUUUUUUUUUUUCAUAGAACACGAGGAUUUUAAAGCAGCACUUUUUUAUGCAACAAGUUCUGUUACGAUCUAAAAUGGACCCAAAAACACCAUAGAAGAACCAUAGAAGUAGUUCAUUUGAAUUUUGUGCUAUAUUCAGAGUUUUCUGAAGUUGUCCACCUGCUUUGUUUGAGCAGACUGAAAUUGAAAAUUCAUUAGAAAUAGUACACUAAUGCAUUCAUCUUUUUGCAGAACCAAACAUGCGCUUUGUCUUUGUUUUGGAGCUGUGAACCUACGGUAUAUGGAAAAGAGCUGCAUUAAAGAGAUUUUUCAUAAUUUAUUCACAUUCUAUAUUCUCUCUGUGGAACAUAGAAGAAAUUUUGAGAAAUUUGUUCAUACAUGGGAGGUCAGUGGUAACCAGUAUUCUUUGAAAAAUCUUCUAUUGUGUUCCACUGAAGAAUUUAGUCUGCAGGUUUGAAAUGACAACAUUUUCAUUUUUAGGUGAACUUGCUCUUUGAGCUUUCUCUCUUGUGUUUCACAGAUGAAAUAACAGCAUAUAGGUUUGAAAUGACACGAGGGUGGGUGAACGAUGGCAGAAUUAUUCAUUGACUCUGUCUGAUGAGUGUAACUUGAUUUUGAGCCAGAGGAUGACGAGUCCUGCUAAUGUCAGUUUUACUGCUAACGGGAGCAGAGCGAACGAGUCGGAUGCAAUAGAAGGUGCUGUAGCAUGUUUCAGGGAGAAGAGGUGUAAACUGAGGAACUAAAAGGGUGAUUAAACUGAUUUUUGUGUAAUUAUGUAGAUAGCACUAAAACGAUACUAAAAGAACGUCCAUCAGUGAUGGUUUUUAAACUGUACAUUUGUAUUUGAGUCAAGGACAGGAGGCAGUUUUUUUUAUUUUGAAAUGAUUUUUGUAUUCUGUAUUUUAUUUUUUUUUUUUACGAUGCCACAUGUCAUACUGCCAUCUAGAGGCUCAGCUGACCUAAAGCAACUCCGCCCACUGUCCUUAUAAGGGCAAGCUGCCAUUUAAGUUGCAGUUGGUUUUAACUGGGCUGUAAUUCAGUCUCUGUUUUUAGCGUAGGCGUGAUAAAAUUACUUUUUAAAAGAGAUUGAACCUGGCUGGGUUAAUAAGCCAUUUCCUUGACUGUGUAAAUAUGAUGUACAUAUCAAAAAAAAAAAAAAGAGUUGGGUUACAAGUUUCUGUGCAUGAGACUGAUGUACAGAGACCAUUUGUAUACAAACAUACACAACAGACGUUUAUAUAUGACUUUGAGUAUAUAUGUGUAUAAUACAUCACCUGUCAAAGGUUUGACAGCGAAAGUCGUAAGAUUGUUUCCUGUUCAACACUUUUGAUCUCUAUUGUACUUUACAACGUGUAUAUACAAGCACUGACUCUUAUAUAGGGUAUUAAUAAUUCUGCUAGUUGAAUUGGAAAGUGAGACGGAAAAAAAAUACUGUCAUUAUUAUUAUUACACCUACUACUGCCGCUGUAAUAUUUGUGUUGUACACUAAUUUUUCUUUUUACAACUUUUUUUAAGACUUUUUUUUUUUAAUCAAUGCUUACCACUAGGUGGGAAAUGUUGGCACAGUAAGAAUUUUAAGACUACAUUUUAGAUUAAAAACAAAAAGGACUACCUAUCCCAGCAUUCCUUGUUACAUCUCAGGGUAGGAGUCUAUUGUGCAGUGCUUUGUCAGGAGAGUAGUAUUUUAGAGCCAGUAUUAAACUUGUACAGAACCUUUUAAGAGAUUUUAGCUGUAUAGAACAUUUCUAGACGACUGUAAAGUGUCUCAAACACCCCCCCCCCCGAUCCAGUCAGUUUUUUCCCUCCAUUUUCUUUUCUGGAAUGCAUUACUUUUUUUUGCGCAUUUUAAAUUUUAUGCACAAAACGGACAAAAGGCAUCACAAGCUGUUUACAUUGACAACCAAAAUCUCCAGCAUACCCGUAAGAACGUGGUGAAAGACGAAGCUCGAUUUUGCCAGUAAUGUUAUAUUUUUCCUUCGGGAAAACCGAAAUCUUUUGUGCUCCCACACUGCCAGCUCUCUAUAGACACCAGCGUUCACUCGGACUCUCCCUUCGCUCUCCUGAACCGAGGAGACGUGCAGUACCUCACUCCCCCUGUGCCUGGCCGAUCACCUCUUACUCCGUUUUCAGUGUUCAUUCCCAAACACGUUUUCCUCCCAGCACCGCAUUCCCUUAUUUCUUUCCUUACUAACGGCUAUGGACAGAAGAGGAAGAAAAAAAAAAUCCUCGGCCCAUCUGUAGCUCUGGGCUACCAUGUAAUGUGUUUACAGCAACACAUGCUGGAUUCUUAUUAGCGUGUCCUCUUGAGGGGGUGUUUCAGUAUCUGGUGGUAGGAAACUUAAGGUAAAUGUAUAAAAUUGCUGUCAUCAUCCUGCAGUGUUUGAAGAACUGGAGCUGCAGGUGUCUGGAAGAGUGUGUGUAGCCUGUGCCGAAAUGUAUUGCAAAAUUGUGAUGCUUGAAAGGGCGAUGGAGAGCUUGGUUGUUCAGGGAGCUCAGAAAAAUAGGCCAAAUUUCAUUCAGGUGAAAUGACUACAGGAGAACUCUGUAACACAUGGGCUAUAGAACUUGUACAGAAAAUGAUUAACAAGUCAUUAAAAAGGAUUCAAACAAAAUGUCCUUGUGUGAUCUGUCUGGACUAAUGCACAUUUAGCUUUUAGCUCUAGCCUGUUUUCUGAAUGGUGAGAGUGCGCACUGAAGGUAGAGAAAAGACCGUUUCCAUAGAGACCGAGGCAAUACUAAAUGGGAAUUACUGGUUGCUUACUAAAGAAGCACAUGUUGGUUCUGGUGUAGGGCUAUUAGUCACAAAAUGAUUCCAUUUAGUUAUAGGAUAUUUUGUAGUUACAUUCUGUACAUUUGUUUUACUCUGCAGUGUUAUGUGUA
This is a messenger RNA of Sinocyclocheilus rhinocerous, 6144 nucleotides long. RefSeq names its product serine/threonine-protein kinase TAO2-like. The annotation marks the transcript as partial. Gene Ontology annotation, biological process: protein phosphorylation. Gene Ontology annotation, cellular component: cytoplasm. The record is from RefSeq and is a predicted model, not a curated record. Lineage: Eukaryota; Metazoa; Chordata; Actinopteri; Cypriniformes; Cyprinidae. The transcript is spliced from 11 exons. Gene Ontology annotation, molecular function: protein serine/threonine kinase activity.